Messenger RNA from Sclerotinia borealis F-4128, 1089 nucleotides. The record is from the annotation of a GenBank genome assembly. NCBI's taxonomy places the organism in Eukaryota, Fungi, Ascomycota, Leotiomycetes, Helotiales, Sclerotiniaceae.
AUGGCAGAGAAGCACGAAUUUGAUGUGAGAAUACUCACACGCGGUUCGCGGAGUCCCGAUCUGGAACGACCCAGCCAAGCGUUGGGCAUCGAUGACUCUCCGCUUCUAUCUCCGUCUCCACCUCCGUAUUCAAUUCAAGAUGAAUAUUUUCCCGUUCUUUCAGGAGAUAACUCGAGCAUCAGCAACUCGGCAUACGGGGUCCGGAACGUACCCGUAAAGUCUUAUCACAUUUCCCCUCCAGACCAGCCCUUUAUAUAUGAAUCAUCAUCUAGCACACCGGCCAUCGCUUCCCUUCUCAUACGUAUUCUCAACCCAAGCCCACAAGUAUCCAGACGAGGAGAAACUGUUGAUGUCGCCAAUCUCAUACUUAGGCCCAAGGAGCCACUUCUCGAAGACCGAAUCAUAUCUCGACGAAAUCGAGGCGAUUUCAAAUCUGAAUUCUGGGAGGCUCCAAAAGAGAUCAUCAAGCUUGCAGAAGCUCAACCAGCCAAAACGAGAAGAAACAGUUCCCGUACGUUCCCGGCUGAUAUUUCUACUCAGCCGCAUCUCGACGAAAUCUAUGAUGAGCCAUAUGUAUAUCAUGCAAGCUCUGUUGGCUCGCCCGCAGUACGGUGCCAAUUUUCGAAAUCGACACGGGAUUUGAGUCGGGAACUAGAACAUGCUGAGAUACAAUUAAAGGCCCUGCAGUCUGAAAUUGGGGGAGUCGAGCGCCAGUACAGCCUAUUGUCUCCACUUCUACUAAGAACCGACAAAGGGGAUUCCAACACUGAGGUCUGGGUUCGGGGGAAGAGGGAAGAAGCUACAUAUCAGAUAUUAAAAAAACUGGAAGGCCAACAGCUAAUUAUGUUCAGAGAGCUGGAAAUAGUAGAGCGUCGACAAAAGUCUAUCUAUGAAGAAUUGAAGAAGCGCAGAGAGGCGAGGGAGCCUCUGGAGGAGCCUCUAAAGAUCAUGGCGAGACAAAUGAAUGAGAGGAAUGUAGGAAGAAGAUGGCUACGGGGAGAGAUACCAUGGGUAGAUGCUCUGGACAUGGGGAGGGGUGAGCCGCAUACGACGAAUUCUACGGAUAUGAUGCGAGAUGAGCCGUACUAG